AUGGAGAACACGGGGAAAGCGUAUCAACGAGAGGACAUGGACAAAAUCUUGGCCACCUUCAAGAAGUGGGAUGCGAAUGGCAACGGGUCAAUCUCCAAGAGUGAACUUUCCAACAUCUUGGAUCACAUUGGCGUUGCAGGGAAAGACAGGCAAAGUAUUUUCAACUCCAUAGACACCUCUGGCAAUGAGAGAAUAGAGUAUGAGGAGUUUGUGCAAUGGUUAUAUGGCACGAUGUGUCCUUUGCCAGUCCUCGCCAACGCUCUGGCCGAUCGGUAUCAAGUUUUUGUUGACAGCAUCAGGCUAGACCUAGAGGAUGACCCAUCGUUUUCUGGAUGGUUCCAUGAUGCAUCCACAAUUCGGCCAUUCCUCUUGUUUUCUGAUAGCCUUACGAAGAAGCGAUACUUCCAGUCGAGCGAAGGCCUCGGGUUGAAGAGUCGUAUGAGCUUCGACAACAAGACAAAGCACGAGGUUUGGAAAUUUGAACUUUGCGACGGGCAAGGAGUUGAUAUCGAGAUAUGUCUGCCCAAGGCCAUGCAAUCUCUUCGAGGGCAUCAUGUCAUCGGAAAGGCAAUGCUGACGCUGGACUCCAUCGGAGCACAGAUUGCUCGUGGUCUAGGCAGUGCAGCAGUUUUGCUUGAAGUCUUUGCUGCCAGCAAGGGACUAACCGACGCGACGGAGGAGAAGGGCGAAGAGAACCCGAACCCCACGGUUUCUACAAGCGGAGCAGCUGCUGGAAGCGUCUCUCCGAGGUCGAGGAGGCUGAUCGCCCGGUUGAACUUGAACCUGACAGCCCUAGGACCUUUGUGGGCAAAGCGAAAUGUAUCUGUUUGGAGACAGUCCGGCUUGCCUGAUCUGGAUCUUGAAGGCAUCAGCAAGGUUCUCCAAGCUCUGUCAGUAGAGCCAGAUCGCACGCUGCUGAACGAAGCCUUGCAGAUGGCCGAGGCGUUCUUGGCGAACAGACUGCAACCCUUCCGCUCUUGGACGGGCAGUACGGCAGAGAAAGAGCUGAAGGAAGUGUUGAGUUGGCUCAAGAAAAACCGAUUCACACUGGACUCCUCCUCAGAACUGCGGAAGCAUUCAUCCAAGGAGUUUGAACAGCUGGGAGAAAGACUAGCGGCUGGCGUGUUGUCGGCAUCGCUGGAAGGAGAGGUGGCAGAUCAUGAGCUGAUGCGUUCUGCCUUGACCUUUGCCUGUGCAGUCGAUCCCCACCUGCCGGAGGUUCGGCAUGUGGAGGAAACAUUCAAGAGCAUGAUGCGGUUCCCUCGUAACAUCAAGUUGCAUGAUCUUCUCCAUGCGUCCGAGGCAGACCUGACGCAAGCUGAUCCCAAGCAGCUUGGUUUGGACCUUGCCACGGACGGCACGCUGCCAUCUAUUCAGGACGAUGUGAGGUUCGGUGUGCGCGACGACACUGCUGAACGAGUCCUUUCGUUGCUCGGGAACAAGACUCAGCUCGAUUAUCGCAAAGGGGUCACCUACGCCAGAGUUGCAAUGGAAACCAUCGGACGCAGCGACUUCAUGCUCCCGAUGCUGCUGCAGACCCUGAUGGCGGAAGUCAGGUUCUUCAGGGGGGAGAAGGCAUUCUGCUCUCGUUCAGUACCGGAGCUCUUAGCGGCCCAGUCUCGCGACAGAGAAGCCCUGCUGGGGCGCUUUGACGUCAUCGCAGCCCCUGUGCGUGCAGACUAUAGUGACAAGUUCGUGCCCCUGGCUAAAGCCACUCCCCCCGUGAAGUUCUUUGGGGAUGACCUGAAAGAGCCGAUCGGAGGUCCUGGAUGGUUCUGGAUUUUUCAUGCCGCAGCAAUCAACAUUGGAGAGAGCGAGGCAGCGGAUGAUUUCCCUGAGUACUCCGUGCCACCAGAUCCCUCCUACAGAGGGCGUCGUGGGCAUAACCGCUGGCUAGAUGAGGAUCGCUAUGUCUCUGACAUGGGGCUUUUGUGGCAUCGCGUGCUACAUGCUGCUAGCCACAUGGGCAUUGAGGAUAUGAUUCUUUUCCCAUUCGGAAUGGGAGCAUUUCUGCGAAACUUGCACAAACUGGACAACAGAUAUUCUGAUGCUGCUGCCAUGCGAGGUCUGCGCUACAGAAUAGCAAGUGCUUUGUUCGAUGCAGCUGUGCUCCUGUGUCUGGACGAUCAAGCAGACGCGGGAUCGAAAGUCCAAAUGCGUCUCCACCUCUGUCUGGUCGACUGUUCGCUCGAGAGCCGCUCCAACCACAACGUGUUUAUCGAGGCAGCAGCGGCCAAGGUGGCGCAAAGCCCCGCUCUCGCUGCGGCUCUGCACUUCCACCGCAAUUGUGACGCACUGGAAUUGGCACGGCAGUUGGCAGAGAAGAUGCCUUUGUCCGGGCGGGCAGAGUUAGAUGUUUCGGUGCGUAAAGUUGGUCUCCUGAAUGGUGCCAACAACAAGCAGCUGGGAAAUCAUUGGUUCGGUCACGGGGCAAGGAGUGCUAUCGAUGAGAACCUGCACCGUCGAUCCGGCGCAAUGUGUGCAUCAUCUUUGCUAGUGAACUUGUCGACUGAGCCACGGUUUAGGAGUGCGGAGGAGCUUGCCACCCAUGUUCAUGCGACUGGUGGGAAAUGUAUCGACUUGUUACCGUUCCCCGUCAAGACGGGAAAGGCACGUUCAGGAAGUCGCAUCGUUGCCAAAGUGAGGGUGGUGCCUUACGGCAUUCUGGGUUCCCAGUUGUCUCAUGGCCAGUUGAGAGUGGCAGCAGCUGAACCGGGUGCGGGAGAGGUGGUCGUUGAUCCUGCUGGCCUGCCUUACAUAAGAAGUGGACCCUCCGGUGCUGGAGGCGCAUCAGGUCAGCUUUACAAAUGGAUCGGUAUAUCCAGCCACUUCCCGCAGAGCGUACAAGAUGCGAUCACGCAGUCAUUGCAAGCCAAGUUCUGUUCCUAUGACAAUGGCCAGAAAAAUGUCAUACAUGUGGUCGGGCCCGAUUUUCGAUCGAGGAGAAGCAACAUCUGGGCGGAUGCAGUCGAUGAGUUAGCGAAGGCCCUUGCUCCGGACUGUACCUGGAUUUUUGAACUGCCGCUUGAUGGCUCGAGGUCGCCAAGAUUUUAUUUUGAUGUAGAUGCGAGUGAUGACAACGCUUUUCUUGUUCUCUUGAGCUGA
This is a messenger RNA of Symbiodinium sp. CCMP2456, 3105 nucleotides long. Lineage: Eukaryota; Dinophyceae; Suessiales; Symbiodiniaceae. The record is from the annotation of a GenBank genome assembly.